AUGACUUCUCACAAACCGGACCCCGAAUUGACCGUCUUCCGGGGCUUGCAUGAUGUGGGCUAUACCUCCUCUCCGUUCGUGACGAAGCUUGAAACUCGAUUACGUUUCGAGAACGUUGCAUACCGCGUCGACGUAGGUUCCGUGACGAAAGCUCCACGAGGAAAAGUUCCAUAUGUGUCUAUGAAACAUGCAGAUGGGCAGAUCGAGAUCAUGUCAGACUCGACGCUCAUUACAAAGGCAUUGAUCGAAUCGGGAACAUUGGAAGAUCUAAAUGCAUACCUUUCCCCUGCUGAGAAACUGAGCGAGAUCAGUUUGAGAGCCUUGUUUGAGGAAAAGCUCUAUUACUACCAGGGAUACGAAAGAUGGAUAUUGAACUAUUACGCCAUGAGAUCCAAGAUCCUGGGUUCCUUACCGUGGCCAAUCCAAGCCGUGGUGGGGAAUAUUGUCUACCUCAAGUUCAAGCUUACUCUGUCAGGUAUGGGAAUCCUAAGAUUCAAUGCUGAUGAGAUUGCCGAGUUCCGCCGAGAAAUCUGGGAGACCGCAAGCAAUCAAUUGGUGGCGGUCCGCGCCCAAAGCCAGGAUCGGGAAGGCCCCUUCUGGCUGUGGGGUGGUGACGGCCCGACCGAAGCCGAUACCGUUCUGUUCGGGUUUAUUGUUUCAAACCUGAUUAGCGCUGCGGGCCCGGACUCUACUGCCACUAUCAAGAGUUAUCCUGUUCUUGUUGACUACGCGCGUCGGGUCCAUGAUCAGUACUUUCCUGACUACGAACCUUGGGAAUAG
Messenger RNA from Penicillium atrosanguineum, 780 nucleotides. Its product is annotated as glutathione S-transferase family protein. Bases 1 to 780 code for a protein of 259 amino acids. The record is from RefSeq and is a predicted model, not a curated record. NCBI's taxonomy places the organism in Eukaryota, Fungi, Ascomycota, Eurotiomycetes, Eurotiales, Aspergillaceae. The transcript has 3 exons.